CGUCUUCGCCCUCGCAGGGCUUUCUGGGAGUCGUAGUUCGGACUCCUGCGAGAGCUCUACCGUCGGGAGGCAGCUUGGAGGUCCGAGGCCGUCUCCCGCCUCUGGCGCUCCGCUCGGAGGAUGGAGCCCGGGCCUGGGCCCGACGCGGCACCGCUGGCUAGCCUGGUGUGGUCGUCGGCCUCGGGGUCUCCGCCGCGGGGAUUCAGCGCGAUCUCUUGCACCGUCGAGGGGGCGCCCGCCAGCUUCGGCAAGAGCUUCGCGCAGAAAUCUGGCUACUUCCUGUGCCUUAGUCCUCUAGGCAGCCUGGAGAACCCUCAGGAGAACGUGGUGGCGGAUAUCCAGAUUGUGGUGGACAAGAGCCCUCUCCCGCUGGGCUUCUCCCCGGUCUGCGACCCCCUGGACUCCAAGGCCUCUGUGUCCAAGAAGAAACGCAUGUGUGUGAAGCUGGUGCCCCUGGGGGCUGCUGACACAGCUGUGUUUGACAUCCGGCUGAGCGGGAAGACCAAGACGGUGCCUGGAUACCUGCGAGUAGGGGACAUGGGUGGCUUUGCCAUCUGGUGCAAGAAGGCCAAGGCCCCGAGGCCAGUGCCCAAGCCCCGAGGGCUCAGCCGGGACAUGCGGGGGCUUUCUCUGGACCCCCCAAGUCAGCCCAGCAAGGGCGGCUUCCCUGAGCGGACGCUGUCAAGGCUGGGCUCUCGGGCGUCCACCCUGAGGAGGAAUGACUCCAUCUAUGAGGCCUCGAGCCUCUAUGGCAUCUCAGCCAUGGAUGGGGUUCCCUUUACCCUGCACCCGCGAUUCGAGGGCAAGAGCUGUGGCCCCCUGGCCUUCUCUGCCUUCGGAGACCUGACCAUCAAGUCUCUGGCGGACAUUGAGGAGGAGUACAACUACGGCUUCGUGGUAGAGAAAACCGCCGCUGCCCGCCUGCCCCCAAGUGUCUCGUAACCCUCUGUCACAUCCGCCGUGGCGUGGCAGUCAUCCCACCGCAGCCCAUCCUAGGAACCUCCACAUCACAGGGCACUUCGGACCUUCAGCUGCCGCCUGGUGGAGCUGCAGCCGUGGAGGAGGGGGCAGGCUGGGGUUGCUUGGUGAUGGCGUCUUAGGGUCUCUGCCCCCGGGCCCUGCAGGGCAGGGGUCGGGGCUGGAUGGAAACCAGUGCCUUCUAGUCAUUCUUCUCAAAACUCUGGGGUGCCUGGAGGUGGCAAGGUUGUCCUCCUGGUAAUAAACACUACCCUGUCCGCAUCUGGA
Molecule: messenger RNA, 1245 nt
Organism: Propithecus coquereli (Coquerel's sifaka)
Lineage: Eukaryota; Metazoa; Chordata; Mammalia; Primates; Indriidae
Gene: MVB12A
Product: multivesicular body subunit 12A
Exons: 9
Coding region: 121-942 (273 amino acids)
Biological process (GO): viral budding; regulation of epidermal growth factor receptor signaling pathway; virus maturation
Cellular component (GO): ESCRT I complex; cytosol
Source: RefSeq, a predicted model, not a curated record